Messenger RNA from Haliotis rufescens (red abalone), 1453 nucleotides. RefSeq lists its product as uncharacterized. The record is from RefSeq and is a predicted model, not a curated record. Bases 7 to 1356 code for a protein of 449 amino acids. Lineage: Eukaryota; Metazoa; Mollusca; Gastropoda; Lepetellida; Haliotidae. The transcript is spliced from 5 exons.
UCUAAAAUGACACGAUUGUACUAUGUGGUAUUCGUAUCUUGUUUGGGGCUGGCAGAAGCCCAGUUUCAGGGAUUUGAGGCACCUGUAUUCACCGGUUCGAACUUCGGAUUCAAACAAACAAAAUCUGGAAACCCGGGAGACCCUUCUGGAGACCAGACGAAAGACGACAAUGCUAAAGCCAUCAAUGCUGCCACUGAAGCAAUAGAGGCUAAGGUAAAAGCUGAAUUAAAGGAGACAAGAGGCACGGUACAACAGCUGAAGGACAGGUUUGAGCAACAGGAUAAAGAGGCAAUUACAAUAAAGGGGAAGGUGCAGGAAGUCAACGGGAAGGUGCAGGAAGUCAACGAAAAAGUAAAGUCACUGACGGAGAAUCUCCAAAGUGUUGCAAAAGAGUCUGAAGAAAGGAACAAAGCCGUGCAAAAGAAGAUGAAAGAGCAGUGCCUUGUCACGGCUCAACUGCAGGCAGUCCUUGGCAACACUGCAACUGGAAAACCUACCUUCACGUCGGCAACAUCAAGUUCAACUAAAGCUGGAGCAGUGGCUACUCGAGCAAUUGAUGGCAAUACAAAUCCCAUGUUUCUCGGAGGCUCGUGUACUCACACGAGUUCCAGGGACUCCCAUCCCUGGUGGCUUGGACAUCUAAGUGCGAAGAUUGAAGUUCACAACAUAACACUGACAAACAGAAGGGACUGCUGUGCCAAUCGCUUGAAAAACGUGAUAAUUGAAGGCUUUGAAGAAGAUCCCACAAACAAUCCUGAAGCACAACCGCAUUUAUGCAAAAAGCACCCGGAUCAAGUUCAGGCAACAGAAACUAUUCAAUGCGACUCUCCUAUUGCUGCACAUUUCAUCCGAAUUUCGCUGGGUUACAAGGGGUAUCUGACGUUAUGCGAGGUUAACGUAGGAGGUGUAACGCUAGAAAGGAAAGGUUUUGCUCUCCAAAGUUCUGUUGUCUCCCCUUCCACCAAUGCCAAGAUGGCGACUGAUGAUGACGUCAGCACCUGUUCCGUGACUGGAAGUGAGACUGGUGAUGCUCCCUGGUGGCAGAUGGAUCUGAAUGGGGCAGUUACUGUCUUAAGUGUGGAGAUCACAAACCGGAAUGAUGACAAAUACACGUGGCUCUCCAACAUCCAGAUUGAUCUUUAUGAUCAACUGCCAUCAAGCUGUUCAGGCGACACAGAGGUCACCCGUCACAAGUGCACAUUCCGUGAAGAACAAGUUGGUCGAGGAGAGACAGUAACUUUGACUUGUGACACGCCCAUGACCGGUCGUUAUUUGAGAAUCACCAAGAUGGUCAAACUUCCGAGCGAAGCCUUUUCUCUGUGCGAAGUCACCGUCAACACUUUACCUUCGGCAUGACAACACAUUCGGUUGACCCGCGGUACCUUUGGCAUAUGAACCCUAACUGCUCGUCAUUGUGUCUUUGUACUUCAACGUAAUAAAUAACAGCAAACGA